Molecule: messenger RNA, 663 nt
Organism: Triticum turgidum subsp. durum (durum wheat)
Lineage: Eukaryota; Viridiplantae; Streptophyta; Magnoliopsida; Poales; Poaceae
Source: the annotation of a GenBank genome assembly
AUGCCGCCGCAGCCGGAGCCGUGCAGCUCGUCGUCGUCGCUGGGGAACGACAGCGACGAGGGCGGCGCGCCGACGGGGAAGGAGGACGGGGAGGGGGAGGUGCAGAGCGCCUACAGCGGGGCGGGGCUCGACGGCCUCGCCGCAUUGGAGGAGUCGCUUCCCAUCCGGCGUGGCAUCUCUAAAUUCUAUAACGGCAAGUCCAGAUCUUUCACAUUCCUCAAGGAAGCUAUCGGGCCAUCUGGUUCUGCAAAGGUCAUUGCCAAGGCAGACAAUGCUUAUUCCAGGAAACGGAAAAAUCUUCUUGCAUACAGCAUCAUGUACAAUCAGUCACAGAUCACCGUGCCGGAGACCUACGAGAAUGGUUUCUCCAAGAGGUUUGCGGGUUUAAGCAGGUUGAGGCCCUCGGAUGGUAUGAGCUCCAACAGCAGCAGUAGCAGCAGCCUCAGCAGCGACGAAAACGAGCCGCCUCAGCAGUUCAUUUUUGUUCAGUCACCUGAUAACACUGCACAAUUUGCUUCUCCAGCGAUCACCACACCUCGGCUUGGGUCUUGCAUGUCUAAGAUAUUGCCGGUGCCAAUGAGGUCGUUUUCGAUGGUGAAUCUGCAACGUUUGCACAGCCGCUGCUCAUCUGUUUGCCUGGAAGAAGAGCCGGAGGUUGAUUAA